UAUUAUAAUUAUAGAAGAGCAUCGUGUUCUAGGCAGCCACCUGAUUCAUCAAAUCGCGAUACUCCUGCACAACAUGACCAGGAAAUGAUUGAUCCAUCAAAUCGCGAAACUUCUGAACAACAUGACCAGGCAAUGAUUGAUCCACCAAUUCAUGAGAUUUCCGCACAUGAUCAAGAAAUUCAAGAAAUGAUUGCUGCAUCAGAGAUUCCAAUGAUAUGUGAUAAUGAACAAAUGGAUUCGGAAAAUCAAGAUUAUUCAAAUUCUGUUUAUGAUGACCCCGAAGAAUUGGAAACGAUUCAGGAGAUAUUCAAAGAAUCUUUUGAUUUUAUAGCUGAUUCAAAUUCUUGUUCAUAUUAUUCUAGUAACAUAGCAAUACUACCCGACGACGAAAAAAAGUUCAUUGAUAAAUUCCUGGCCGAACUCAUCCAAGUGAAAGUAAAUAAAUCUAUACCUGAUAAACAUGUUGUUGAAAUCGGGAAUGUAAUCGCAAAAUAUUUUAUAAAAGAGAGAAAAAAAGAACAUGUUCCAAAUAUAAUGGCAAAAUAUUGCGGUAGCAGUUAUUUACAAAAGCAAUUUGUGGCAGAACAAAAAAUCCAUACAAAACCCGUUACUAUCAAUAUGCCCAAUUUACGCAUUCAAUAUUUUCCGAUUAAAAAUAUUUUAAGAAGCAUAAUUGCUCAAUAUCCUUGGUUAAUUGAAUCGAUUCAAAAAGAGAAAGAAAGAAAAUUUGUUCCCGAACAAGACCGUGUCCAUUUCCGAAUCAAGAAUGAACUAGAUACAACAGACAAAGAUAUGUUUGAUAGACUCGUAGGAAAACUUCGAGUUAAAGUUUCUUUCGACGAUUUCUCAUUUAUGGGAAAAAACGGAAGAAAAUUUUUUGUGGGUUAUAUGUCAUGUUCAAAUUUGCCGUUCCAUGAUCGGACAAAAAGAAACAAAAUUUACAUGUUUCUGAUGGUCCAGCGACCAAAUCCUGAUUUACCUGUUGCAAAUUUCAUCGAGCAAUUUGGUCAUUACUACAAUUAUAGAGAGCCAAAACCAUGCUCACUAUUAAAAUUGAAUGGAAUCACACGCCAUAAUAUAAUGCCUCCAGACCUGUUUCAUGUUAAAAAUAUUGUUAAAUAACGAUAUCUAUGAAUUAUUAUAUUGGCAUUGUAUGAUUUUGCCUUAGCUAAAAAUACAAGUGUUUCGAACUUUGAUUUGGUGUAAAAAUUUAUAAUUAAUUUCAUGAUUUAUUAAUAAAAACCAUUUAUUCAAAACGUAAUUUUGUUAUUAUCGUUCAUCCUCAACAUUUCACGAUCUGUUGGAUAAGUUUCAAGACGACUUUAUGUUUAUAUUGUCAUCAUAUUCGUCGUCUGGUUUUCCGUCUUCGUAUUCAUCUUUGUUUUAUAGUUAUAAUUUCCAUCGUCGUUGUUUCCGUUUUAUUCGUCUUAGCGUUUAUUGUCGUUUUGUCAUAAAUUCACUUGU
Molecule: messenger RNA, 1464 nt
Organism: Dermatophagoides farinae (American house dust mite)
Lineage: Eukaryota; Metazoa; Arthropoda; Arachnida; Sarcoptiformes; Pyroglyphidae
Source: RefSeq, a predicted model, not a curated record